Argentina anserina (silverweed cinquefoil) is the source of this 1109-nucleotide messenger RNA. RefSeq names its product protein Iojap, chloroplastic. Gene Ontology annotation, molecular function: ribosomal large subunit binding. NCBI's taxonomy places the organism in Eukaryota, Viridiplantae, Streptophyta, Magnoliopsida, Rosales, Rosaceae. The record is from RefSeq and is a predicted model, not a curated record. The coding region runs from base 15 to 716 and encodes 233 amino acids. Gene Ontology annotation, biological process: negative regulation of ribosome biogenesis; negative regulation of translation. The transcript has 5 exons.
UCUGAAGGAUAACAAUGGCGGUAUCCAUUACUCUCUCUUUCCCGGCUGCUGGCGUCGGAAUCCGAGACCUCCAGAGACUGGGUGGUCUUCGACCUCAAACUACUCUUCCCAAGUCUUCUUCUCAUAAAUAUUUACCCUGCAACUGUUUCUGGCAACUACCCAGAACUCAAAACACGUCGAGGGAAUUGCUCACACUGCGUUUGGCUCAGGGUAAAGGAGCUGAAGAUAGUUCCAUUCCGAAUGUGAGUGAAGAUACAGAAGAAAUGUUUGACGACUUGUUUGAUAAAUAUGGAAAGGUCGUAUAUAGUAGAAGUGAUGAGAAGCGUCCUAGUGAAGAGCUUGAUGAUGAUGCUGAGAGCUUAUCAUUUGCUGUAGAAAUGGCCAAAGUUGCAAAUGAGGUCAAGGCCGGAGAUAUAAAGGUGCUUUUUGUGAAGCCUCUAGUAUACUGGACUCGGUUUUUUAUUAUUGUCACAGCAUUUUCUCGUCCACAAAUUAAUGCAAUUGGGACCAAGAUGAGAGAUAUGGCAGAGAAAAAGUAUGGAAAAAUUCCAACUGGAGACGCUAAACCCAACUCAUGGACCCUGUUGGACUUUGGCGAUGUUGUUAUCCAUAUAUUUCUCCCGCCACAGCGAGCUUUCUACAACUUGGAGGAAUUCUAUGGUAACGCUACCCCUGUUGAACUACCUUUCGAAAAUCAGCCACCAAUGCAAGGCUAAGACGGGCCUAUUUUCCCAACAUAUAGCACUCGGAUGCAUUCAUUGGUUAGACCUCUGUCAGCUUUGGAGUCUUCAUCCACUAACAAAUGUUGUGACUGACAGAAUGUUACUGAAAAGAAUCUCUGGGCAGAGCAGGGUCAUUUGGGAGUAAUUCACGGUGCAGUACGCAUGGUGCUACUGUUUAAGUGACUAAGCUGUUACAAAUCUACAUCUUCUUUAGUCUUUUAAGGAAUAACUUCAUUGCCAAAUUUAGAGGCUUCAAUAUGUAAUAUCCAUGAGCUGUUUAUGCUUAGGAACUUCAAACACUAGUGUAGCUUACUAUUUUUGUGUAUUUCUUUAGGAUUACAAGUUGAAGGUUCCAUUCUCAAAAAAAAAAGUUGAAGGUUCAUAUGA